AUGCCUGUCGUUGUCCAGUCCACCGUUGACCUGCUGGAGACGGAACUGGCGAAAGCCAGAACCACUCUCGAGGAGAUCCAGCCCAAUGCCGCUACUGUGAUGGCGCUCGGCGAAGACGUCACUGCUGGCGCCAUGGCAGCAUACAAGAAAAAUCUUAUCCGAUAUAACCAUGACUUCUUUUACAGCCACCGCCGUCUUACUCCCAAGGACUUGGGUUUGGUGACGGUACACCAAGUCAAUGACACUCAGGAUGACGGUCCAAUUUCUCCGCAGGAAGAGAAAAUCGAAUUGUCGCCCAAGCCUCCGUCCUUGGUCGAUGUCUUGUCUAACAGUCUCAUCCUGGACCACAUGGCCCCCCUUCUACCUAUCUCUUCCCUCAUGUCUCUGGCGGCAACAUCGCGCACGAUGCGCUCCAUUAUCAUGGAGACCCCUUACGUAUUCCGGCACCUCGACUUGACCACGUGUCGUGGUGCCAUGGUACCCAAGAUCGCGCCAAUCGACGUUGGCGGCGAGACUUGGAGGGGUGAACGGAUGGAUGAGUCGCUGACUGAAGACGAUUUCUACGCCGGCCCUCUGCGAGGAAUUUUUACCAACCUAGAGCGGAGAUCCAUUCUUGGAUCUGUUCGGACCUUGGUUCUGGACGGCUUGUCAGUCCCAGCCGACUUGGUUGCCGACAUCAUCCUCACUGAUCGUUUCAAUGUCAACAUUCUGUCAAUCCGUGAAUGCCUGCAUAUGAAUGAGCGCAAACUCAUGCAAGUCCUUCAGUACGCCGUUCGUCCGGACCGUCCCAAGGGCACACCGAAGGUGAAGGGUAUUUACCACUUCACUCCCAGAAAAUCAAACAAGAACUCAUCGCGCAGCCGCUAUAUGGCCUCUCGCAGGGAAUGGUGGAAGUCCCAGCUUGCCAGCAUGUCCCGUUCCCAGGCUAGCACCAACCAGGAUUCCGACUCGGUCUCUGCCUCUUCAAAAAGGGACACGGACCAUCUGAACGAGUGGUACAAACCCUCUGGCAGGAUUUUGCGAGGCACCAUCGAAGAUGGCUGGGCACAAACUAUUCAGAAGUGCGAAGGUAUUAUCGCGUUCGACGCAGUUCUAUGCCGCGGUCCUCGGCAUAACGUCGAUUUAUAUUCGUCGAGUAACAAUAGCCAACCUCGACCAGAUGGUGGACUACUCCGACCCGCCAUCGCCACAGUUGCUCUUGGACCUUGUGGCUGUGAUGGUUGUCAUACCUCGCCAGAAGGACCAGCAAUCUGGGGCGAGUCGCCAGACGAGCACUUUCCCCUCCUCUGUCCUCCCCCUCUACAUUCGUCCAAGGUCGUUGAUGCCAAGCGCCCGGUACCGGAAGCCCCCACCAGACGGCCGUCAGGAGUCGAAGUCCAGGCCAAUCACCGGAACGCAAGAAGCUGGGCCCCGGUGUCAGCAGGGAUUGCUGGGAAUGCGGACCAACAUGCGCAAGCUGCAAAUUGGAAUGCCAGCGCUACUGCGAGAGCUGCCCUGGUGAAUAUUGUAUCGAGCACAAUGAUGGCUGUUCUUCAACGAAGUGUGAUUGGUGCAAUACCAGUUCACGCCGCUUGGGAAGAGACUUAUAUUGAAGAUUUGGAUUUGGAAGGAAGGAUCAUACACCACUUAAUGAAAUGUGUUUUAAUCCACUCUUCCCUCUCUUCUGUGCGAUGUGGCGGUAGAACGCUAUGGGAAGGUUUUGCCGCUGGAAAAAACCGAAUUCAAAUGGCUAUUGCAGCUUAUAAAAAUCAAAAAGUCAAAUCAAUACUGAAGGCUGCAGAGAUUUUUGGGGUGCCUGAGGCUACCCUUCGCGCUCGCCUUAAAGGAAGACAACCACGCGCAGAAACACGUGCUAAUGGCCAUAGAUUAAAGGCUAUUGAAGAGGAAACACUUAUUCAGCGAUUACUAGAGGCAGAUAAACGAGGUUUUCCAAUUCGGCCAGAGUUUCUGCGUUCAAUGGCACAAAUAUUACUCCGUGAGCGUCUACAGGAUCCUACUGCAGUCCUUGGCAUCAACUGGGCUUAUAAAUUUGUCAAGCGCCAUCCUGAGCUGCGUACAAGAUAUAAUCGAAGGAUUACAUACCAGCGUGCAAAGCAGGAGGAUCCAAGAGUUAUAAUACCAUGGUUUCAAGCUGUACAUGCAGCUAUUCAGGAACAUGGCAUACAUGAAGAUGACAUCUGGAUUUUGAUGAAACUGGCUUUGCAAUGGGGCUCUGCUCAACCUCCAAGGUUAUUACUGCAGCAGAACGCAGUGAAAGGCCUCGUACAGUCAUCCAGGGAAACCGUGAAUGGGUUACAAUCAUUGAGACUCGAGAAUGGCUGGACAACAGAUGAAAUAGGCCUUCGCUGGUUGAAAGAGGUGUUUGAACCAUAUUCCAGACGCUAUACAACUGGUGCAAAGCGGUUGCUUAUUCUUGAUGGCCAUAGUAGCCAUUUAACUGCAGAGUUUGAUACUUUCUGCAAGGAGAAUGCAAUUGUCUGUCUUUGCAUGCCUGCACAUGCCUCUCAUCUCCUGCAACCACUUGAUGUUGGUGUUUUUGGCCCGCUUAAGCGCGCGUACGGAAAACUGCUUGAAAAGAGAAUGAUUGCUGGCAACAACCAUAUUGACAAGGAAGACUUUCUAUCCCUAUAUCCAUCUGCUCGUGCAGAAGUGUUUACUCCAGACAAUAUAUGCAAAGGCUUUGCAGGAGCUGGACUUAAGCCACUUGAUAAAGAGCGGGUUCUUGCAAAGAUUACCUUUCAGCUUCGUACGCCAACACCACCAGCUUCAGUUGAAAGUUCAGUCUCCUCUGCUUUUCAAACUCCUCAGAAUCCUCACCAGCUGGAUCACAAGGUUCGCAGCUUGCAAAAAGCCUUAGUGCAAGAAAGCAAAGCUUUCUAG
Messenger RNA from Rasamsonia emersonii CBS 393.64, 2880 nucleotides. RefSeq lists its product as uncharacterized. Bases 1 to 2880 code for a protein of 959 amino acids. Gene Ontology annotation, cellular component: nucleus. The record is from RefSeq and is a predicted model, not a curated record. Gene Ontology annotation, molecular function: DNA binding. The transcript is spliced from 8 exons. NCBI's taxonomy places the organism in Eukaryota, Fungi, Ascomycota, Eurotiomycetes, Eurotiales, Trichocomaceae.